This is a messenger RNA of Pocillopora damicornis (cauliflower coral), 3104 nucleotides long. Its product is annotated as hepatocyte nuclear factor 4-gamma. The record is from RefSeq and is a predicted model, not a curated record. NCBI's taxonomy places the organism in Eukaryota, Metazoa, Cnidaria, Anthozoa, Scleractinia, Pocilloporidae. Gene Ontology annotation, molecular function: nuclear steroid receptor activity; zinc ion binding; RNA polymerase II cis-regulatory region sequence-specific DNA binding. Gene Ontology annotation, cellular component: nucleus. Gene Ontology annotation, biological process: regulation of DNA-templated transcription.
UUAUGAUAAGCCUGCUCCGAUGCGUGGCAGCCAUGAGUAGUCGUAUUUUCUCCAAACUCAACCGGAGACCCGUCGAGUUCAAAGUACAAUUUCACUGGCUAUAAAUAUAACGUAGAGGGUUCCGUUUCGGAACACAGUGUUCUCUAGGGAUAAAGUCCACUCUUGUCGUCGUCAAUGACCGACAAGCUUUUGAAUGGUGUGAAGCAGGCCGAGAGCUCGAGCAAAAGCGACGAUGCUGACAACGGGGCCUGCUUGAUAUGUGGGGACAAGGCUACAGGCAAGCACUAUGGAGCGUCGAGUUGCGAUGGAUGCAAAGGUUUCUUCCGAAGGAGCGUAAGAAAGAAUCAUGUUUACGCCUGUCGCUUUCAAAGAGCUUGUGUGAUCAACAAGGACAAACGAAAUCAGUGCCGCUACUGUCGGUUGAGAAAAUGUUUUCGGGCUGGCAUGAAGAAAGAAGCUGUUCAAAAUGAGAGGGACACAAUUUCAAAAAGGCCACGUGGGGAAGAAGUGGACAGCAAGUUUGGGCUCACCACAGAUGUUUUAUUGUCAGCUGAGAUUUUGUCACGACCAGCAACUUCACCUCCAGUAGAAACCCUCAGCAUGGAUAAGGAGGCAAACUACAGUGACAUUUGUGAAUCAAUGCGUCAACAACUCCUGGUCCUUGUGGAAUGGGCCAAACACAUACCUGCCUUUUGUGAACUGAUGCUUGAUGAUCAGGUUGCCCUAUUAAGGGCGCAUGCCUCUGAACACUUAAUAUUGGGUGUUUCACGACGGUCUAUGAGUCUAAAGGAUGUUUUGUUACUUGGAAAUGACCUUGUCAUUCCAAGAACAGCGGCUGAUGCUGAGGUGCGGAGAAUAUCAACUCGUGUACUGGAUGAAGUGGUUGAGCCAAUGAAAGAGUGGAAUGUUGACGAUACAGAACAUGCUUGCCUUAAGGCUAUUGUAUUCUUCAAUCCUGAUGCCAAGGGACUUAGUGAUUCUCAGAAAAUCAAAUCUUUAAGAUUUGAAGUUCAAACAAUGCUGGAAGAUUACAUUGCUAAAGAUCAGUAUGACAGCCGUGGAAAGUUUGGUGAAUUGCUUCUUAUGCUGCCAACAAUGCAGAGUAUAGCCAAAGAGAUGAUCGACCAAGUGCAGUUUGCUAGGCUGUUUGGUAUGGUGAAAGUUGACAGCCUUCUUUCAGAAAUGUUACUUGGAGGUACCAACAUUGCUGAACAAUUGGAUGCAGCAAGUAUUGUUCCUAUGGCAUCACCCCCUCCACCUGCUGUUCCAACACCUCAGUCACCAGUUAACCCUCUCCCUCCAAACCGCCCUGACCUAUUCAGUCCAGGAUUAGUGAAUGUUCCGGGUCCAAGUGUGGCAGGUCCGAUGCAAUCAGUACCAAUGGUCCAGGACAGGAAAUAUGUCCCAGGGCCCUCAACAGCACUCCCAGGUGGUGUUGUCCCAAAGACAGAGAGAUUUGACACGUGACAAUUAAGAUGGAGUGGGGUUGUAUCUGGAGGCUUAUCUCACACACAGCAGACUUAAAAAGAAGUGAUAUCAAGCCCUCUUGCAGCUCUGUGUCACUGCAUCAAGAUUGCCUGUCAAAAAAGGCUCCUUUCUAAUGCAAACUUGUCUUGAGUUCAUUGUUUACUAAAAUUUUUCUCUAAGUACCAACCUCACAUGCAAGGUGGAUAUUAAAUUGAUGCAGUGAAGGACAAGAUUUUGUUUAACUAACCCGUUUUUUUGCCCUGUGGAAUAACAUAUACAACUUUAUAGGAGACACUGCAAGCAGGGUUUUAGAGGAAGGUGGUAAAUGUAGUUAAGUUAAAAGUAGCAGCAAAUUCAGGAAUUGGCAAAUUUGUUUGUAAAUUAAUUAAUGUAUUGUACAGUGUGUGAAAUAGUUAUUUAAAUUGGCUAAUAAGAAUAUUAGUAUGUUUAGUAGGCUUAGGAGUAAAAGAAAGAAAUGAGGGAGGUACUUCAUUCAGUUUGUUAGAGAAAGCAUUUGAGAGUAUCCACACACAUUACUCUGGUUAUGACUGGCCAUAGAAGUUCUGAAAAAUUCACCAAAUAAGGAUAGGUUUUAGAGAGAGUAAUUCACAAUGAGGUCUGCAUGUGAUCAAAACUGUGGCCCUCACUGUCAUGUCAGAUCCGGUCAGAAUAUCUUUUUCCAUAUUCUGAUAUUCAUGCUGUGGUAUUAGUAUAAAGAUGUUGGGAGGGCCAUUUAGGGUGAAUCAAAAACAAUUAUUAUCGUACAGUAGUUGAUCAUAAAGCACAGUCUCACUGGCUAAUAAAAAGUACCAUUAUUUUUGUAUGUAGUUAGCUCAAAAAAGAGGGUAAUUUUAAAAUGACUCAUUGUGUACAUUGUUUGAGGCCAGCUGCAACUUGGUUUAGGGUUGUAAGUUGUAUUUAUUUCUUCUUUCUAGAAGCAGGGUUGACUUGCAUAGAUAGCUUCUUAAAGCUGACUACGAAAAUUAUUGGUAUAAAUUUGUUUCUGUUUGUAUGGUAUUAUCCAGCUCAGUGCAAAGUCUUAGAGAUUUUUUCUAAUUCCCCCCCCCCCCUUAAUUUUCACCCAAGAAGUUUGACAUUGCUCAAAAGAAUUUACAAUGUAAAAUAUGCAGAUCUGCUCAAUAAGUUUGAAUCUUCAUAUGGAAAGCCAUGGUAAUUUGUUUGAAGAUUUUCAAUUUCUUUACCCAUAUCCCAAAUAUCUUUCAUGACAGAGUUGUUAGUAGUUAACUAACAAAUCAUGUUAGCUGUUGGUUCCCAAACAUGUGUGCAAGUUGGAAUUACAUGAUUAUCUUCCUGACUUUAGGUUAGAGAUCUCUGCCUUCCAUUUUACAUUUGUAUCAGUUACUUUAUUUACAAAUCAAAUCCUAAGAACAAGUUAUCUUAAAUAAACAUUUAAAACUUGUCAUAUAAUUUGUUAGUAAAAGAAGGAAUGAUCACUGUAACUGACCAGAUCAUUACAAACAUUAGUCUUUGUAGUCCUUCACUGUUCUGUAGAUUUGCUUUCAUUGGGAUUAAGUUGUUUAGGAGGUCAGUACUUCUUUAGAGGUAUUUUGCAUGUUCUCUCCAUAUUUUGUACAUAGAAAAUAGUAAUAAAUGAGAAUUAUUUUGGAUGCACUGUA